AACUCUAACCGGAAACAAACAGCUGUUGGGUGAGACGAAAUAUUUUCUCCAUAUUUCUCUGCUUUUUUAAUGCCCAAAUUGAAUGCAACUACAAUAAACUAGAGGUGAAAUUAAUAUUUGAAAUAUAUUUGGAACCACGGAUGAUGUAGCAGUGUUAAAUCACUACAGAAGUUCUUAAGAAGAUGAAUUCAGCUCCGUUAUCAAUGGUUUAUAGGUGUGAUAAACAGACAUCCAAACUUUCCCAACAGCUGAAACAUUUCUAUAGCUGUGGUGAAUUCUGUGAUGUUAUAUUAUACUCCAAAAGUUCACAGAUUCAUGCCCAUCGACUCAUUCUAGCAGCAUUUAGCCCUUAUUUUUACCAUUGUAUACAUAGAAAUACAGAUAGGAGAAAUGUAGCAGAAAUUCAGCUUAGAAGUUAUGAUGAUCGAAUAGUCAAAUCUAUCGUAGAUUUUUUCUACAAUGGAGUGAUAACUGUUGAUUCUGAUUCUGCAGAACAAAUUUUCUCUCUUGCCAAUACUCUUCAAGUGAAAGAGGUAGAGAAGUUGUGCUUAACCUUUUUAAAUGCACAACAGUCUUUUGCUUCUGAGAUUGAAGACAGAAAACCACAUUUUGACUCAGAGAUUGGACGUUACAGCAUUGUUGAGCCUUCUAAAGUUGAGAGUUCUAGUCGUUCAAGUCCUAGAACUAGUCCAAGUGUAUCUACCUCAGGAAGACCACUGUCAGAUUCUGGAUCUAUAGAGACAGUGGACAGUGAUGUUGUUAAUAUCAAAACAGAAGUGCAAGAUUUCUCUUAUGAAGCACUACAAGAUGACUACAGAGAGUAUUAUAGAGAAGGAAGAAAGAAAGACAGUGAAGGAAAAAUAAAACUAACAAAGACAGUUGUUGACAUGUCACACAUUCAACCAAAAUUGACAGGUCAAUCAGUUAACUAUUCCCAACAAUACAUGUUUGUUAGACCCUCUCAACCACCCCCACCACCCACCUUACAGAUGAUGGCACCUCACAGAGAUUCAGAAAAGUCAAAUGAUGCAGAAAUGUCCGAGCCAAACAAUUCAUCUAGCACCUCAGCUAAAAACCAGCAAUAUCAAUCUAGUGAAGAGGGUAGCGCUGAUGCCAGUCAGCUGGAUUCAGAUCCAUUUCCCGGAACAUUAGAAGCUAUGUUUGAAUGUCAGAUUUGUAAACAAAUGUUUGUUGCUAAGCAUUUGUUAGAAAUGCAUAUGGUGGGUAUACAUGGUUUUUCUAAUCUUCUGAAUCAUCAGCAGAUGAAGAAGCGACAGCGUGUUUCCCCAGGGGAGGUAAGCCCAGAUUUUGUAGGAGGAAUGCAGUGUGAUACUUGCGGAAAGUAUUUCAGAGAUGCACAAUCUUUGAAAUUCCACAAGUACAACCACAUACUUAGAUUUUCCUGUAAUGUAUGUGGGAAAAGGUUUUCGAGAAGUUGGAAUUUACAUCGACACAGGAAGACUCAUGUGCGUUAUGGGGAAGUCAUCUUGGAUAGUGGGGAAGAUGACAGCAUGAUGGAGAAUAUGUCCACAGAGUAUGUGGAUGAAAUCAGCUCGGAAAUGGUGGAUCUGACCAGUAACGUAGAAGAUGAUGCCGAUUCUUCUCUAUCUUCUAUGAAUACAUCACAAGAUAUACCUAGUGAAAAAGGGGAAGAGGAGAAAAAAGAUGAAGAGAAAGUGGAAGAAAUUGAAGAAUCUGCAUUAGAAGAAAAAGAAUCAGCUUUGGAGGAAGUAGAAGAAUCACCAAAAUAAGCAUUUUUUUUUAAUUAGAAAACCUGUAUGUACUUAGGAAAAGCUUUCUUAAUGUGUGCAAAAGAAUGUUAUCAUCAUUUUCAAUGCCAUAUAUGACUUAUUUAUGUUAGUUUACAAAGCUGAACAUUUAUCACUAUAGGAAAUUUUCUAUUUAAGAGAAAUUUUCCAAACACCUGAAUUAUGUUUCAUUAAUAACUAAUGAAAGUUUAUUAGGAAUGUUCUUGUAGGAAUUCAGUCAAAAACAACUUGGCUAUUUAUAUAUCUAUCAGUUGAUGCAGACAUAUUCUUUUUCUGUCAUAUUUCAAAAUUAUUUUAUGCAAAUGUAUGCCAUAUUUUGCCAGAAUAAAAGUUUGUUUUUUUUUAAUUUUUGCUACACAUUUUGGAAACAAUAGACAUUUAAGACUUUUUAUUUUGUCAAAAGAAAGUUUUAAACAUAUAAGGGUCGUUGUAUAAGUAUGUUUAUCAAUGUACUGUUCACUGUAAGAUAUGAGCUUUUAUAUUGAGCAUAGUUGGAGGAGAGAAUUAAUACUUACAAAUGUACUAAACAACCCAUUACAUUUCAUGAAUGAGGUGUUUUGCUAUCAGCAAAUGGAACUCUUUUGAAGCUUUUUCUUCUAAACCAAACUAAAUUCCAAUUUAUUCAAAAACCUUUCAUCAAAGUUAUAAGUCAUACAAUGUCAGUAUGUUCAAAUAUAUAUUUAUAUUUUAAAAAUUAUUUUUAAUAUUGUUAUCACGAAAUUUACACUUAUUAUUGUACAAUAGGAAAGAGUUUUUAUAUCAUUUUGAAUCUUUCUUAUCUUAAAGUUUUGUACUUACUGUUUUAAUUCAUUUCCUGUCGGAAUGGAAAGAAUAGGUUUCGAGCUUUAGAAAUAAAAUCAAAUAUUGCUUCAUCAUACUUUGAUGCUAUAUAUACAUGAUUUCACUCAUCUUUUAUUUUUUGUUAUUUUGCACCAAAAUGUUUUUUAAUAUCUUUGCAUACAUGUACUUAAUGAAUUUCCAACUAAAUUUCAAAACUCCAAUGUAAAAGUGGUAAUUGGAUAACACAAAAUCAAGUGUUUAAUGGUGAUCAUAGGCUGACAAGUUAGAUAAUUUUUGGAUCUAAUUCACAGAUUUCAUAACUCUUUUGAGGAACAAUCAUAUAUUUUGAAAUGAUAAGGAAAUACUGAAACAUAUUUUUCCACGGUGGAAAUUGAAAUAGGCUUAUCAUUAUUUUUAAUAAUCUUUUUAAUUUGUGUUUUUAUUUUUAAUAAGAAUACAAAAACAGUACGACUAUUGUGAUAUAAUAGGAAGUUAUUGUUGUUAUUGAACCAGUGGUUUAUAUUAUCAUCGUGAAAUACUGGUUUUGUUAAUACAAGGUGAUUGAAAUGAAUUGAAAAUGAAAACUCUGAACAGAGGUUAUAUAGAAUUACCAAUGUCCAUCAUUUUUAACCAAACAGUUGUUUAUUUUCUUAAUGCUUGUUGUUAUUGCAUUGGUCUUUGAGGUGAUAGUGAUGAGUAACAGAUUUACAGUUAGUUAUACUUUCAUGUCAAAUGACCUACUUGUCACAGAUUUACUGUGUCUUCUACAGGCAUUUGCGUUCUGACAUGUGUACAAUAGUCUGAAUCUAUAGAAAUUCCCACCUAAAACAUCAUUUGAAAAUGUCCAAUGGUGAUAUUUAAUUUUUACAUGAUAUGUAUAUGCAUUCAUACAGUGUAAAAUAAGCAUUAUCAUAUUUUUUAUGUAAAAGUUAUUAGUGCAUUCUUAAGUAUGUAAGUUACAAAUUUAAAUAAAUAACCUUAUUAUAGGAAUACAAAUGUGUGAUUUUCAAACUGUUUGUAUUUUAAUGUGUGUGUUUUAAAGUCAUAUUGAUUUUAUUCCCUCCUGUUAUAACAAGUGCUUUCAUGAUACAAAGUAUAAAGUAGUUUUAUAUAUAAAAAUAUUAUUUGAGGUCUAAUUGAUUUUUACAUGUACAAUGUUUUUUCAUGAAUUAUUUUCAUUGUUUUGCAUGUAUUUAUAAAAAGAAUCCUGUUUAAUAUUGUUUAGCAAUCCCUUUAUUCAAUUUUUAAGAUACCAAACAAUGACCUCAUUUGAUAAUUUAGAAGGACUGUCAUUGUAUUGAGAUAAAUUAUUGUUUUAGAAAACCAGUUAUGGUACUGGUGUACACAAAUCUAUGUUGUGUUCAAGCAUU
Molecule: messenger RNA, 3919 nt
Organism: Mytilus trossulus (common blue mussel)
Lineage: Eukaryota; Metazoa; Mollusca; Bivalvia; Mytilida; Mytilidae
Product: zinc finger and BTB domain-containing protein 49-like
Exons: 4
Coding region: 183-1751 (522 amino acids)
Biological process (GO): regulation of transcription by RNA polymerase II
Cellular component (GO): nucleus
Molecular function (GO): protein binding; DNA-binding transcription factor activity, RNA polymerase II-specific
Source: RefSeq, a predicted model, not a curated record